This is a messenger RNA of Cornus florida, 1415 nucleotides long. RefSeq lists its product as uncharacterized. The coding region runs from base 262 to 981 and encodes 239 amino acids. NCBI's taxonomy places the organism in Eukaryota, Viridiplantae, Streptophyta, Magnoliopsida, Cornales, Cornaceae. The transcript has a single exon. The record is from RefSeq and is a predicted model, not a curated record.
GUGCUUAUGUUAAAGAGGGAAGCUGAGAGAGAGUGGUAUUUCUGAGCUCUAGUCAAAAGUUUCACUUCUUGGGUUUUCUCUUCUGUUCUGUUCACAAAUGAAUGAGACCACUCAAUAGAAGUGUCCAGUAAAAUGUUUCUUCACUGGGGUUUUUUUUUCUCUGAGAGUCCCAAAAGGUCUGAAGUAUUGUAUUGUAUUGUAUACUAACUGAUUUUGGGGUCACACACAUUGGUGGUGUUCUUUUUCUGUGAUGAUAUACAUAUGCAAAAAAAAAAGAUGAGAUCUCUGAGUGGUGUAGGGCUAGGUUUGAGUCUUGUUUUUGGGUGUCUUUUAUUAGCCCUAAUUGGUGAGCUCUACUACUUGCUAUGGUGGAAGAAGAGACUCACCACCACCAACAGAGACAUUGAAAGAGAGUUCUUGUACACAUUUUGCUGCAAAAAGCCAUCUUCUUUAACCUCCACAGCUCUAGACCCUCAACAGCUCUCUUCUGCAGCAACAACAACAAUCACAGACACCCAUGUCCAUGACGAAUCACAAUCUCAUGACUUUUGGUUCAAACCCUUUGGAGAGGACACUGAGCUCAUGAGGCUCCAAAGCCUCUCUGGCCCACCAAGAUUUCUCUUCACCAUCAAAGAAGAAACAAAGGAAGAUUUGGAAUCCGAGGAUGACAACAACAAGAGUAGGAGCUUGAGUGAUCUGCUCCUCACAGUGGAGACUCCUCCAUUCUUGACGCCUCUUGCUUCACCAUCUUGUUUCACUCCACCUCUCACACCCAUGGAUUGUUCACACAGUCACCAUAAAUGCAAACAUCCCAAAUUUGAGUCAUCAAGUGAUGCAGAGUUCAAUAGGAUUAGGUCAUCACCACCACCAAAGUUCAAGUUCUUGAGGGAUGCUGAGGACAAACUUCAUAGAAGAAAGAUGAUGGAUGAAGCUCCUUCAAAUUCAAUGGGGUCCUCUGUCACACUAAUUGUUGCUAAUUAGAACAAAGAAAGAUCAAUCAAGUUCUUCACUGUACCACCUAACAGGAAUCCCAAAUGAAUUUUUUUUUUUUCCUUAGAAAUUUUCUAUUUUUGAGAUUUGGGUUUUUUUUUAUUUUUAAUUUUUUUUUUAUUCAUAAUUUAGUUAGGGGUGUUUGGGAUGAAUGUGAUCGUUGAUUUGCAAAACCCUAAUGUUGUAAUGGAACUUGAAUUUUAAAUGGGGAGACAGAAUUCUGUGCAAAUUGGGCAAUAUGAUGGUGAGAGAUGGUCUGACACUGGUGAUAGUGCGGGGACCUGUGAGGUGGUUUGUUUUAUUCAAUCUCCAUGUCGCUGAGUUGUCUGAUACCUGUAAUCAUUCAUGUGAGUGAUAUUAGUACAGAUGCGUCUGUCUAUAGCACUGUAAUAUUUUAGGACCACAAGGUUUUUUGUUUUUGUUUA